GCCCCCGCCCCUGCGCGCCGUGCCCGCAAGAUGGCGACUGCCGGGCGGGCAUGGCGGGUCGCUGUGCUGCUGUCGCCUUGGCGGCUGCGGGCCCCGUGCCGAGCCUACGGCGCUGCGGCGGGGGGUGGCGGCGGCGGCGGCGGCGGUCGUCGCUUGCUCCUGGGCGCUGCCUUCGCCCUGGGUGGCGGCACCGGUCUGUACCUGGCGGCGCAACACCGCCUGCGGGAGCACUCGGCCGCUGAGCUGCUUGCAGGGGACCUGCAGCUUACCCUCUACCAAUAUAAAACAUGCCCUUUCUGCAGUAAAGUCCGAGCUUUUCUUGAUUAUCAUGGACUGCCGUAUGAAAUUGUGGAAGUGAACCCAAUAAUGAGGAAAGAAAUCAAAUUCUCUUCCUACAGAAAGGUGCCUAUCCUGCUAGCUAACGCUGGAAGCACUCUGCAAUUGAAUGACUCUUCAGUGAUCAUCAGUGCAAUAAAGACCUAUCUCAUUUCCAAGAGAAAUAGCUUAGAAGAGAUUGUGUCCUUUUAUCCUCCUAUGAAAACUGUGACUGAUCAAGGCAAGGAGGUAUUUGAGUAUGGGAAUAAAUACUGGCUCAUGCUGGAUGAGAAGGAGACAAAGCGAGUCUAUCCUGUCAAAGAAGUAAGAGUGGAAGAAAUGAAGUGGAGAAAAUGGGCUGACGAUUGGCUUGUUCACCUCAUCUCCCCCAAUGUCUACCGUACCCCAAGAGAAGCCUUCGCGUCUUUUGAUUACAUUGUCCGUGAGGGAAAGUUUGGCACUGUGGAAGGUUUCUUUGCCAAGUACAUGGGGGCCAUUGCCAUGUUCUUCAUUAGCAAGAGACUGAAGAAAAGACAUCACCUCCGAGAUGAUGUCCGACAAGACUUGUACGAAGCAGUUGAUGAGUGGGUAAAAGCCAUCGGCAAACAUCGACUGUUCAUGGGCGGAAACCAGCCGAAUCUUGCUGACUUGGCUGUAUAUGGGGUCCUCCGAGUCAUGGAAGGGCUGGAGGCCUUUGACGACAUGAUGGUUCACACCAAGAUUCAGCCUUGGUACCAGCGCAUGGAAGAAGUCAUUCAAAAAGCUGAAGUUGCAGUCUGAUGCCAGCUUCAGCUGCCUUUCUGAAGUACUUGCAUGGAAAAAGCUUCAGAAGGAAUGACGUUUUCUUUUUUAAAGAGUUGAAUGGACUGGUCACACCUAAUGGACUGACGCGCAGGUACAGAGACUGUCCCAUUUAGGGUCCUAAGUCUCAGCGAGCAAAAGGGAUCCAGCUGCGCACAAGUUUGAAUGUGAUAUUUAGAAGGACGGGGACAGGUAAAAGGAAGGGAUCUUGGACACUGCUGGAAAGGAGAAGCUCUGACUGAACUGAAGAAUGCGCCGAACAGGCUUCUUUUAGGUGAGAGCCGUGCUCAGAGCAGGUUACUGUAAAAGCAAGCUGCUUUCUUGGCUAGUAAGUGUUACGGCCAUAUCAGAUACAGUAGGUCUGAGCAGCUUUUGCUUCAGGCUGUCUUCCUCCAUUCAUCCAUGUCAUCCAAAGUGUUUUUCUGAGCGAGACGCUGGAUACUAGAUUUUAAAUGACUCUUAAUUUUUCCUGCAAUAGAAUCCAGUAAGCCCAGUGCUGAGGGAACUGGAGGAAUCCAUGACACUGGCAAAGGCAUCCUUCCAAAGUCAGAAAAGAUGCUGCGCUUGACAGAUUGUAAGCUUUUACUCUUCCAUGUAAACGGUUCUUUCACUACCUGGUUCUGUACGGUCUGCAAGGAUAAAGGCUCUUUCUGUGCC
Molecule: messenger RNA, 1773 nt
Organism: Cygnus olor (mute swan)
Lineage: Eukaryota; Metazoa; Chordata; Aves; Anseriformes; Anatidae
Gene: PTGES2
Product: prostaglandin E synthase 2
Exons: 7
Coding region: 31-1095 (354 amino acids)
Cellular component (GO): mitochondrion
Molecular function (GO): prostaglandin-E synthase activity
Source: RefSeq, a predicted model, not a curated record